Molecule: messenger RNA, 3006 nt
Organism: Bombina bombina (fire-bellied toad)
Lineage: Eukaryota; Metazoa; Chordata; Amphibia; Anura; Bombinatoridae
Gene: TTC13
Product: tetratricopeptide repeat domain 13
Exons: 23
Molecular function (GO): protein binding
Source: RefSeq, a predicted model, not a curated record
GCGGCGUAUAGUAGUGUACACACAUAUACAUAUACACAGUAAGUGGCCAACAGGCACAUUGAGGCCAGUAAUGGCACCUGUCUUGAGGGCCGUGUGCGCUGUGCUUCUGCUGGUCACUCAGGGCCCUCGUAGAGGAGUAACUGGGAGCGGAGGGGACGGUAGCUUUAUCUACAAGUCUUCACCUUUGGAUAUGAGCACAGGGCCGACUGCAGGGGGCUGCGGCGAAAGGGACUGGGAGGCUGACUCCGCCUGGGACAUGGAGGAGUGCGAUUCGUCAUUUUUUACUUUCCGUGAGCUAAAUUGUGAGCCAAGAGGAUCACCUGCCUGUGAAUCCAUUAUCUCGUUGAAUACAGAAAAAAUCCUGAGUCAAGCUAAGUCACUGGCCGAUCAGAAGAAGCUUCCAUUUAUCACUGAUGAUGACGACACAAACGAGGAGUUGGCUAUUGGGUAUGUGUUAAUAGGCAGUGGGCUCCAUGAUGAGGCAAUAAGACAUUUCUCAUCCAUGCUUCAGGAGGACACAGAUCUUGUCAGUGCUAUAUAUGGUCGGGGAAUAGCCUAUGGGAAGAAAGGAUUACAAGAUAUAAAGAAUGCAGAACUGGCUUUAUUUGAACUCAGCCGUGUCAUUAGUAUGGAGCCAGAUUACCCUGAAGUAUAUGAACAGAGAGCAGAAAUUUUGUCUCCUUUGGGCCGGAUUAGUGAAGCUUUGAGUGAUCUCACUAAAGCCAUUCAUUUACAACCGUCAGCAAGACUGUACAGGCAUCGAGGCACUCUUUUCUUCUUAUCAGAGGAUUAUGUUGCCGCUCAUGAGGAUUUCCAACGUUCACUGGAAAUCAGUCCGAAUCAGCCAAUUGCUGUUCUAUACAAAGGUUUGACCUUCUUCCACAGGGGACUUCUAAAGGAAGCUAUUGAAUCGUUUAAGGAAGCUUUGAAGCAAAAACCAAACUUUAUAGAAGCUUACAAAAGUCUUGGUCAGACUUACAGGGAACUUGGCAACUUUGAAGCAGCUAUGGAAAACUUCCAGAAAGCACUGAUGCUUGAUCAAAACCAUGUGCAGACCCUGCAGUUACGUGGAAUCAUGCUUUAUCACCAUGGAAGUCUGCAUGAGGCAAUAACAAACUUCAAGAGAUGUCUACAGUUAGAAACAUACAAUGAGGUAUGCCAGUAUAUGAAAGGGCUUAGCCACGUCUCUAUGGGCCAUUUUUAUGAAGGCAUAAAAUCUCAAACAAAAGUAAUGUUAAAUGACCCUCUGCCUGGCCAGAAAGCAAGUCAAGAAUAUCUGAAAGUAAAAUACUUGAGAGAAUACUCUCGCUAUCUGCAUGCCCACCUUGACACCCCAGUUACAGAAUAUAACAUUGAUGCUGACCUGCCUGGGAAUUUCAAGGACCACUGGGCCAAGAAUCUUCCAUUCCUCAUUGAAGAUUAUGAAGAGCAACCCGGACUACAGCCCCACAUAAAGGAUGUUUUACCUCAGAAUUUUGAAAGUUAUAAGCCAGAAAUACAGGAGCUUGUGUGUGUAGCAGAUCGUCUUGGUUCUUUAAUGCAAUAUGAGACCCCAGGAUUCUUACCCAACAAGAGAAUACACAGAGCAAUGGGUCUAGCAGCCCUGGAGGUAAUGCAGUCUGUGCAGAAGACAUGGAUAAACUCAAAAGUACGAAUUAAUGGCAAAACCAGAUUGAUGCAGUGGAGGGAUAUGUUUGAUAUAGCCAUUAAAUGGAGAAGGAUUUCUGACCCAGACCAACCUGUUCUUUGGUUAGAUCAGAUGCCAGCUCAAAGCCUUAUCCGAGGAUUUAACAAUCAUAUUAAUUGAUUAGGCCAGGUUAUUAAUAUGAGAUAUCUGGAAUAUUUUAAAAAGAUACUUGGCUUUAUAAAGGAUCGGAUCAUUGUAUAUCAUGGAGCCAAUAAUCCAAAGGGACUUUCAGAAGUUAAAGAAGCACUAGAAAAUGUUCAUGAAGUUGAAGAUCUUUUGCCUAUAAUGAAGCAGUUUAACAGCAAAACACGAGAUGGGUUCACAGUGAACACAAAAGUUCCCAGCCUCAAAGAUCAAGGGAAAGAAUAUGAUGGAUUCACAAUAACUAUAACAGGAGAUAAAGUUGGCAAUAUACUGUUUUCAGUAGAGACACAAACAACAGAAGAUAGAACACAAAUGUACCAUGCCGAGAUAGAAGCACUCUACAAGGAUCUAACAGCAAAAGGAAAAGUGUUAGCCCUCUCCACUGAGCUAGGAGAGGCAGAUGUUGUGUGUGAGCUGAUUCUAUCAUUGGUUUAUUAUUUUUACAAUUUAAUGCCUCUCUCCCGAGGCUCCAGUGUUGUGGCCUAUUCUGUGAUUAUGGGUGCUUUGAUGGCCAGUGGCAAAGAGGUAUCGGGCAAAAUACCAAAGGGAAAGCUGGUUGAUUUUGAAGCCAUGACAGCUGCUAACUCAGAAGCAUUUAGCAAAACUGCAAAAAGUUGGAUGAACUUACAAAGCCUGCUACCACUGUACAAGAGUCUUCCUUCAGUAUCCGAAACCUUCCCAACGCUCAGAACAAUGAUCGAAGUGCUGAACACAGACACAUCAUCUCACUGUCUGAAAACAAUCUUAUGAGUUCUAUAUUUAUAUAAGCAAUUGGCAGGGACCUGUUGCUUUUUAAGUUAUUUUUUUCCACAAGGAGCAAAUGAGAACAAAUUGGGUCCUUUACCACUUUUGAUAUUUUUUUUAUACCAAUGAAAACUUGAAUUUUCUUUUCUAUCUGUGGGAUUGUUUUUUUUAACCCUUUAAACAUCAGGCAGAGAAUUCAUGCCAAUGUUUGUAAACGAUAAUGUGAAAUCAACAAAAAGCUACAUAUUAAUAUUUUGACAACUUGAAAAUUUAAUUAUCUAUAUAUUGUGUAUUUGUUGUUUUCAGGAUUUUAGCUAAAUUUAUUUUAAAGUAAAAUAUUUUUUCAAUGCUGUUUUCUUUUUUGAGCCAUAAACUUGGUGAUGGGCAGUACUGAGCAAUCUGUCUAAAAUAAAGAGGGACUUGCAAAACUA